This is a messenger RNA of Ramularia collo-cygni, 870 nucleotides long. RefSeq lists its product as uncharacterized. Lineage: Eukaryota; Fungi; Ascomycota; Dothideomycetes; Mycosphaerellales; Mycosphaerellaceae. The record is from RefSeq and is a predicted model, not a curated record. Bases 1 to 870 code for a protein of 289 amino acids. The transcript is spliced from 4 exons.
AUGGCGGAACCUACCCUGUUCGGCGACUAUGCCACGGUAGUCACGAACAUUGAUCGCAAGAAAUUUGGAAAGCGAAUUGUACCCAUGAGAGUAUUUGCCUUUGGUCUUCCCCGAACAGCAACAGAAUCUACARCGAGCGCCCUCCGAAUGCUUGGAAUCCAUGAAUUCUACCACGGAUGGCAGUCACUACUAGACAAUCCCCGUGACAACGAAAUGUGGCUCGAAGCCAUCGAAGCCAAAUUUGAUGGAAAAGGAACACCAUAUAGCAGAAAGGAAUGGGAUAAACUACUCGGACAUUGUCAAGGCGUCUCGGACUUGCCGGCGAUUUUAUUCGCAGAGGAAUUGAUAGAGGCAUAUCCGGAAGCCAAAGUCAUUCUCACACAUCGGAAAUUCGAAAGCUGGCAUGAAUCUUGCUCGAGAACUUUUGCUCCUAUUUUACUCCAUCCUCUCGCUCGCGGGUUAAUCCCCAUUACGAAUUUCUUCCGACUGUAUACCCGCUGGACACGUCCCGUGUGGAUCCGAUCCUGGAAGAUUCUCUCUCGAGGGGACUUUGAUAAAUUUGGCCGGCAGAUCUACGAUGAACAUUAUGCGAGAAUGCGGGCUCUUGUUCCUGAGGGAAUGCUUCUGGAAUUUGAUGUCAAAGACGGUUGGGAACCUCUGUGCAAAUUCCUUAAUGUCCCGAGGCCGGAACUGGAGUUUCCUAAUGUUAAUGAGAAGGAGAUUUUCGUUACGAGAUGUAAAGCGGCUAUGCUUAAGUUGAGCUUGAAAAGUAUCGGGGAGAGGAUGGUGUGGUGGAUGGUUGUCCUCGUUGGGUUUUGUUCCGCUCUCGAUCUGUUCCAGCAACGAAUGGGCCCCAAACCCACCUGCUAA